Messenger RNA from Heteronotia binoei (common prickly gecko), 2410 nucleotides. RefSeq names its product dynein regulatory complex subunit 1 (gene DRC1). Gene Ontology annotation, cellular component: axonemal dynein complex; axoneme. Lineage: Eukaryota; Metazoa; Chordata; Lepidosauria; Squamata; Gekkonidae. Bases 16 to 2313 code for a protein of 765 amino acids. The record is from RefSeq and is a predicted model, not a curated record. Gene Ontology annotation, biological process: axonemal dynein complex assembly; cilium-dependent cell motility; regulation of cilium movement. The transcript has 17 exons.
GAGCGGAUCGUCGCGAUGAGCGGCGCCGAGGCCGAAGCUGGUGCUGAAGCCGAGCCAGAUGCAGAGGGGGCCGCCGGCGGUGGCGUAGUUGGUGGCGGCACCACGCGCAUCAGGGUGCCCAACUUGAACUCUGAUGACCCGCAGGAGCGAAUCGCCGCCCGCCGACUCCGUAUCGCUGCCCGACUAGAGGCCAAGCGCAGAGAGGCUCUUGGAGAAGAUCCAGAUCUAAAGAAGCUUGUGGAGGAAGAAAAGAGCCGGAGCUACAAACAAAUAGAAGAGAGCAGACAGAGACUGGCCAAACUACUGCUCGAUGGCACACAACUGGUGACAAACAUCCAGGUGGCAGCAGAUGCUCGGGAGGCGCAGAGGAGGUCAGAGGAAGAGGAACUGAGUCGGCAGAGGCUCGAGAAGCUGGAAAAUGAAGCCAAAGCCAACCAGGACAAGUUUGAUGAGAUCACCUCCAAGUGGGGCACUGCCAAGGAGAAGACCAUCCCCCAAGACUUGUGGGACGUGCUUAACCUGCAGCAGCAGCAUUGUGCACUCCUGAUUGAGGAGAAAAACAAGCUCAUCAGUGAGCUGCAGCAGGAGCUGAAGAGCAAAGAUGACCAAUAUGUGAAGGACCUCAAGAAGCAGUCAGAUGAUAUUAACCUUCUGCUGGAGCGAAUGGAGGAGCAGAUCAAGAAUGUUAUGAGAAACUACCGUCGAGAACUCUUGCAGAUUGAGAAGGCCUUUGAACUGGAGCGGCGUGAACAACUGUCAAGCAACAAGAAGAAAUGGGAGCAAGCUAUGCAAGCCCUCAACCAGCAAGAGUUGGAGUUUAUGACAGCCCGCCUGAAGAAGGUGGAAGAAUAUGAGUGGGAGUUGAAUCGGCUGCGGAUACAAGAUGCCGAGGAAUACAAUGUUAUCAAGAUCAAGUUGGAGCAUGAUGUGCAGAUCCUAGAGCAACAACUCCAGCAAAUGAAAGCCACAUACCAGCUGAACCAAGAGAAGCUGGAGUACAACUUCCAGGUGCUGAAGAAGCGAGAUGAGGAGAAUACCAUUAUCAAAUCUCAACAAAAGCGGAAGCUCAAUCGGUUGCAUGAUGUGCUCAACAACUUGCGCCAGAAACUGGCCAAGCAGAUCAAGCAGUACCGUGAGGAGAACCAAACGCUGACGGCUGACUACAAGCGCAUUGUAGAGCAAUAUAAGGACCUGCAGAGGACCAUGAGACACUUUGCCACCGUGGACGCUGAGCACUUUUUGGAGGUGUGGCUGAUGAAUGAGGAGGAGGCCAAGGGGCUGAUCCGCAAAGCCCUUGAUGCUGACCGGGUCAUCAACAUCCAGCAGUUGGGGCUACCCUGGACAGAGCCGGACAGCUGGUUUCUGCAUAAUGUGGGGCCCAUCACACAUCACAAGAAGAAGAAGUCGGCCACUGAGCUGGCCCGGGAGGUUAUCAUGAUGGAAUCGAGCAAAGUAAAACGAGAGUCUACCACCCAGUCAGAAAGCGGUGCUCCAGAAGAGAAGGAAGUGGCCCCUGAGGAGGGUGACAAGGGGCCUGUCGAAUCCGAGACAGAACUCCCGUAUCUCUGGUCCAUCUCACAAGCAACAGUCAAGCACGUAUUGGAGCUCCUGUGUGAUGAGUCGGGCUUUGUGAUUGAGAGCAAGCUGCGGGGGCUCCUCCAGCCUCUAGAGAAGCAUGACCGCACCCUCAUGAGACUGGACUCCAUUUUCUCAGCCCUAUCAAUUGAUAAUGAAGAUGAUUUGUAUUACAUGGUGGACUUCUUCAUGAAGUACAAGGCUCAGUGCAUGCUCUCCCUUGAGGAGACAGAAGUGAAGGUGGACACAGCUUCUGAAGAAGCACCUCAAGAUGGGACAGCAACCAGUGAAGAAGAGGCCUCUUUUGUUACACGAGAGGAGGCCAAGGGUCUUGUGGUCUCAGCCAUAGAUCCCUCCACAAUACGCAUGCACCCCAAUGACAUCCUAAAGGCCCUCAGGGCUUUUGUGUGGGAAUUCAAGGAGCCAAGGGGGAAGCACCCAAGCUUGAAGCAAAUUCAUGAAGAGCGGGACACCUCCAAGGACUCAGAGUAUUGGGACGCAUUGACCCACAUCAUCCCGGAUGGCAAGCUGAAACUGUGGGAUGCAUUAAUAGAAGCCCUGCAGAAAUAUGACUAUGUUCUGACUCAGAGAGACAAGUUGAUCACGGAGACCGAUGGGCUGCAGAAGCAGAAUGUGGAACUCCGGAUGCUGCUCCAUCAGUAUUUGCAUUCUCCAGUCAAUGCUGAGCUGCUGAUCCCUCCCACCCACCUCCUGAACCUGCACCUCAGUUCCCCAUGAUUUUCUCGUCUGCAGGAGUAGCAAGGCCAGUUGCUUCCCUGGCAGCAGCAUCUCUUCUUUGCCUGGUGUAUGAGUGGGAGUUGUUCCAGGAAACCUG